AUGGCAGGGCGGCGGGCUACAAGGGCAGGGCGCAUGCGCACUGGCAGGGUAGGGCAGCUGCACGUGCAAGGCAGCAGCGCGGGGCAGGGGGCACGCGCACGGGCAAGGCGCUUACGGGGCAGGGCACGAGUCGCUAGGCAGCAGGGCGCGCUGGACGCUGGGCAGCAAGGCGCGCUGGGCAGCAGGGCACGCUGGCGUGCUGGGCAGCAGGGCGCGCUGGCGCGCUGGGCAGCAGGGCGUGCUGGCGCGCUGGGCAGCAGGGCGCGCUGGUGCGCUGAGCAGCAGGGCGCGCUGGCGCACUGGGCAGCAGGGCGCACUGGCGCGCUAGGAAGCGGGGCGCGCUGGGGUGCUGGGAAGCGGGGCGCACUGGCGCGCUGGGCAGCGAGGCGUGCUGGCGCGCUAGGAAGCGGGGCGCGCUGGCGCGUUAGGCAGCGGGGCGCGCUGGCGCACUGGGCAGUAGGGCACGCUGGCGCGCUGGGAAGCGGGGCGCACUGGCGCGCUAGGCAGUGGGGCGCGCUGGCGCGCUAG
This is a messenger RNA of Closterium sp. Naga37s-1, 528 nucleotides long. The record is from the annotation of a GenBank genome assembly. Lineage: Eukaryota; Viridiplantae; Streptophyta; Zygnematophyceae; Desmidiales; Closteriaceae.